AUGAAGAAGUCCCUCACUAACCAGUUUUAUUUGCAGCAACAGUUAUAUACUCUAAAGAUGCAAGAAUUUAAUAAAAUUCUUACAGACUUGAGAAAUAUUGAUAUUCAAGUUGAUGAUAAGGAUCAAGCACUGAUCUUGUUGUGUUUAAUACCUGAUUUCUUUGAUAAUUUUAUUAAUUCAAUGUUAUACGGUAGAGAUAUCAUCUCCUUAGCAGAUGUUCAGUUUGCUUUGAAUUUUGUGGUGUUGAGGACAAGAUUGAAUGAUAAAGGUAGUUAUAAUCAGGAGGUUGUCUUCAUACAUUACAAGCAGCCAUUUGCAGUGGCAUAUCUUGCAACUUCUCUAUUGAUAGUUCAUCUUCCAAUAGCAUUCCUUAAGGAUUGGUUACUAGAAUUUAUGAGAUGCCAGGAUGAUGGAGAAACUGUGGAUGAUCCCUCUGCAGAACCUGAUUCUCCAGUGAAACAUGCUGCUGGGCAUACUAGUUUUGAAAUUGAACAUCAGGAACCACUGGGGAAUGCAAGCUCUUGCAUUGACAUUUACUCUGAGGACCUUGAUCCUUUAGUUUCUGCAUGCACAAAAAAUAUGGGCAUGGUAAAGAAAGACAAAAACUUUACCACAAGGGAAAUAGCUAAAUUUGGAUUCUGCAUUGCUCCUCUCUGGUUUUUUACCGAGUAUCUAACAAAUGCUGCACUCGCACGAACAACCGUUGCCAGUACAACACUGUUGUCUUCAACUUCAGGACUUUUUACUCUUCUCAUCGGAGCAUGUCUGGGUCAAGACUCUAUAAAUAUAGUUAAAGUAAUUGCUAUUGUUUUUAGUAUGGCUGGUGUUGCCAUGACAACAUUCGGGAAGACUUCAACUACAGAUGAAACACAAAAUGGGAAGCAUUCGUCUCUGGGUGAUCUUUGUGCCAUCCUCUCAUCUUUUACUUAUUCACUUUUUACCGUGCUUCUUAAAAAGUUUGCUGGAGAGGGUGAAAGGGUAGAUGUGCAGAAGUUAUUCGGCUGCAUUGGAUUAUUCACACUAGUUGUUCUUUGGUGUCUCGUGUUGCCUUUGACUGCUAUGGGCAUUGAACCCAAGUUCAGAUUCCCAACAUCUGCUAAAGUGGAAGAAGUUAUUAUUGUCAAUGCUUUUGUUGGAAGCGUUCUCUCUGAUUAUUUAUGGGCAUUAGGUGUAGUUUGGACCUCACCGCUAGUAGCAGCACUAGGUUCUUCGCUUACCAUACCUCUUGCCAUGAUGGAGGAUGUGUUGAUCCAUGGACAGAGUUAUUCAGUCAUUUAUAUUAUCGGUUCAGCUCAGGUACUCAUUGGAUUUAUAGUAGCUAACCUUUCAGAUUGGUUCUCACACAAGUGGCAUCAUGGACCUUGAGGCCAAGAAAAAUUUUGCAUCUCUUAUUCUAUCCUUGGAACAUUCUUUCUU
Corylus avellana is the source of this 1416-nucleotide messenger RNA. NCBI's taxonomy places the organism in Eukaryota, Viridiplantae, Streptophyta, Magnoliopsida, Fagales, Betulaceae. The record is from RefSeq and is a predicted model, not a curated record.